This is a messenger RNA of Macrosiphum euphorbiae (potato aphid), 4467 nucleotides long. The record is from the annotation of a GenBank genome assembly. NCBI's taxonomy places the organism in Eukaryota, Metazoa, Arthropoda, Insecta, Hemiptera, Aphididae.
AUGGCGGGUAAUUGUUUUAUAUGUGAAAACUCGCUAUCGGUCGGUGAAACUGUAAAUGUCGAGCGUGGAUUACAAACAUUAAAAAACGCUAGUAAUGAAAGAGACGAUGGACAUCUUGAGUUCUUAAAUAAUGUAACAUCGGUAACUGUGCAUGUUGAGUGUCGUAAAGUGUAUACACACAAAAAAAAAAUUGCCUCAUUUAAAAGAGAACGUGAAGAAAACGCUGCAGGUCCAUCUAACCCUUCACCGCAUAAAAAACGAUCAAGUAAAUUUGAUUUUCGAACGCUAUGCCUUGUUUGUGGUGAAGAAGCCAACGAAGAUGUUGAGAAAAGAAAACGACAAGAAUAUCGAAGGAAAAUUAAACAGGUCAGCACACUUUCAUUUAAAGAUAAUAUUAUUAAAACAGCUGAGUCCCGUGGUGAUAGACUCGGUAAAAUUGUAAGGGAUAGAGUUAAUUUUGAAUAUGAUUUAGUAGCUGCUGAGGCAAAAUACCAUGAUAACUGUUUGAUAUCUUUUAAUAAAUACAAAAGUGGUGGAUCAGUAGGUCGUCCACAUGACGAAAAUAUCAGAUUAGCGAUGGAAGAAAUAUUUUAUUACAUAGAAAAUAACAAUGAUUGUCAAUUCACCUUAACAGAGUUAGUAAAUGCAAUAACUAGUGAUUUCAUUCCAGAUGCAAAAACUAUAAUUUAUAAAUUAACUGCUCGUUAUGGAAAAGAUAUUAUAAUAACUACAAAACACGCUAAAUUAACAAUUAUUUGUUUUCUUGAUACGCAAAAAAAAAAUUUGUGUCAAUCGUGGUAUGAAAAUAAAAAAUCUAAUGUUUCGGAAGAACGUCUACGUGUUGUAGAAGCAGCAGCAGCAAUUAUCAGAGAGGACAUUCGUUCUGUCUUGAUUAAUACCGAUACAUAUCCUCCGGUAAAUCAAAUGUUCGAUAAUAUUAAUAAAAAUAUACCACAAAGUCUAUUAUUUUUUUUAAAACAAAUAAUUAUUAAAAAUAAAAAAGGUAAUAUUAAUGAAUUGGAAAAUAAAUGUACCGCACUAAGUCAUGCAAUAAUGAAGUGCACUCGCCCGCGAAGUUUUUUGUCCCGAUUAUUACUCGGUAUAUCUGUAUUUCUUCAUAGAAGAUAUGGAUCUAAACGUCUAUUAGAUAUGUUAUCAAAUCUAGGAUUUUCAAACACAUACAAAGAAGUUCUAUUGUACGAAAGCGCUGUUGUUAAUCACCCUCAACCCAAAAUUCUAUCGCCCGCGGCAGGCGCAUUUAUACAGUAUUCUGCUGACAACGCAGAUAUUAAUAUUUAUACGAUUGAUGGACAUAAUACAGUGCACAUUAUGGGAGUUAUUCAAAUAGUUACCCCAAAAAGUGCAGUUAUAAUCGACGAAGAGAUACCAAGAUUAAGAAUAAUCCCAGCUGCAAAAGACAUUGCUGCUAUCGCUCACGUGCCUUUACAAAUGUAUGACAAUUUUGGUGUUUCUGGAUUGAGCAAAAUUGAUGUAGAAAAUAUAUUAAGUGACAACGUUUCAAUAAAAUCUUUUAUAAAUAAAAUCGAUUUCUUGUGGAUGUACGGAAAAUGGAAAACUGUCUCGGAUGUACCAGGGUGGAACGGUUUUAUAGAGUAUCUCACAAAAGAAAAUAAUAAAUUUUCAACAUCUCGUAUUCUAUUUUUGCCAUUUAUUCAUCAUCCAGCAAGUAAUUUAAAUACAAUUUACACAACCUUGAACUCUAUUCACGACAACAUGAAGUUUCAUGGCCAUGAAGCAUGUGUCGUGACGUUUGAUCAACCGCUGUUUAUAAAAGCUCGUGAAAUAGUUGCAGCUUCUGAACCUGGAUCAGAACUUUCAAAAAUUAUAAUACGGCUUGGUGGUUUUCAUUUGAUCAUGUCUUUUCUUGGAUCGAUAGGAUACUUAAUGGCGGGUAGUGGACUUAAAGACGUUCUUAGUGUUGUUUAUGCCCCAAAUUCUGUGGAUAAAAUGUUAGAUGGGCACGCUUAUGCAAGAGCUGUUAGAGGUCACAUAUUAUUACAUUUAGCGUUAUCGAAAUUUGUAGCUCAAGACAUGGAAAUCGAUGACCAUACUGACGACUAUAUACAACGUUAUAUUGAACAAAUAAUCGUACAAAAUGUUUCAUAUGAAGAUGUAGAAGGUUCUACAGUUAUACUUGAAUCAUAUAUAGAACAGUUCAAUGGCAUUUUAAAAAAAAUACAAAAUCGAGGACCUACUGCAAAGUUAUGGGUACAAUAUUUUUAUAUGGUAUCUAUAGUUAAAGAUUUUAUUAGAUCUGAAAGACUAGGAGAUUGGGAUGGACACUUAAAAGCUGUAAAAAAAAUGCUUCCUUUUUUCCACGCUUCUGGUCAUUUUUUGUAUGCAAAAUCUGCUCAUUUAUACCUGCAGGAUAUGCUCAAAUUAAAAAAUAAUAUGGAUGAACAGGCGUUUAAAAAAUUUACCGACGGAUUUUUUACAGUUAGACGUAGUAAUAAAUUUAAUUGUGGAACCUGGAGUGAUAUGGUAAUCGAGCAAUCCCUAAUGAAAUCCAUGAAAUCUGAAGGAGGGGUUUCGCGAGGAAGGAGUACUCAAGAGAGCGUGUUGAGUAAAUGGGUUUAUGGAAUGUAUGCUAUGAACACAAUAUGUGAAGAUGUAGAAAAGUUUUGCAACAUUUCCUUAGAUACUGUCGAUCAGCAUGUUGAUACAAAGGAUUCGCGUAUCAAAAGAGAUAAUGACGACGUUAACAAAAUUAUUGAAUGGUUAACAAUCCAUAAUCCUUUCCCUCAAACUAAUAAAAUUAUGUCAAUAUCAAAUGGUAUAAUUGGUAAUGAUGAGAUUAACUGUUGUGAUGCUUACGAAAUUGGUAAAAAUUUAAUGAAUAACAUGGUUGGAUUAAAAUUUGAUAAUUUCAAAUUCAAGCGAGCAAACAGAGUUCUUCCGCUUUUGAGUGUUAAAAGCUCUAUUAAAGUGCAUGAUCAUUCAGUUCCUAUUGAUCCUCUACUACUAUUUCAAAGAAUUAGUUUAAAUACAAGAUUUCAAGAUAAUCUAGAUGAAUAUUUAAAAUAUGAAUUAUCUCCAUACCCUUUGGCUAUAUUUGACGAUGUAGGUAUGCGAAAAACGAAUAAAUCCACAUUAUUCAAAUGUUUUAAAUCAAGUAUUUAUGAAAUGGAUACUUCAAACGCUACCUAUAUCAUCGACGGUGGAUUUCUUUUGCAUCGUGUUAUAUGGCAUAAAGAUGAUACUUUUCAAUGUAUAUUUAAUAAAUAUAUUGCAUAUUUAAAAAAACAUUUUGGGUCCAAUGUAAUUGUUGUAUUCGAUGGAUAUAACGAUAAUAGUAAAAAUAUAAAGGCGAUGGAACAGUUUCGGCGAUCUGAGGCAUUUAGUGGGUCUUUUGAAGUUUUUUUUAAUGAAACAAUGAAAGUGCCUAUAAGUCAAGAAAAGUUUCUUUCAAAUCGAUCGAAUAAAAACAGAUUUAUUUCUACAUUGAUGCAAAAAUUAGAAAAUAUUAAUAUAGCUUCAAAACAAGCUCAAGACGAUGCUGACGUACUUAUUAUAGAAACAGCAAUCGAAGAAGCAUACACCCGGAAAACUGUUAUUGUUGGAGAGGACGUAGAUCUCUUAGUUAUACUAAUAGCACGCACUCCGUCGCAAAAACAAAUUUUUUUUUUAAAACCCGGUAAAGGAAACGUUGACACAAAAAUAUACUCAUCUACUAAUAGCAUGGAUCACUACAAUUUUGGUAGAGAACAUAUUUUAUUUUUGCACGCUGUCACAGGAUGUGAUACGACAUCAACAUUUUUUAAUAAAGGAAAGGUCAAAGUUUUGAAACUAAUAGAAAAUCGUCCAGACCUUCAAAGUGCAGCAGCAGUGUUCAAAAAUCAAAAUUGCUCCGUUCAAGACAUUUUUGAACAUGGAAUUAAAUUUAUUUUAGCCAUGUAUGGUGCCCAAAAACAAGUGGUCUCCAUCGACAAUUACAGAUACAUAACAUUUGCUAAACUAACUAGAAAUAAUAAACCUGUGAAAUUAUCAUCUCUACCACCAACAAAUAGCGCCACCCAACAGCAUCUGCUUCGAGUUUAUUACCAGGUACAAAUUUGGUUGGGCAACAAAUUAAACCCGGAAAACUGGGGGUGGAUAAUGAAUAACAAUGUUUUGGAGCCUAUAAUGACAUUGUUACCACCCGCACCCGAUGAAUUGGUGAAUAUGAUUUUUUGUAACUGUAAAAAAGGCUGUGGUACUAACUGCAGUUGCAAAAAAAUUGGUAUCAAAUGUUCAAUUAUUUGUGGACAUUGUCGUGGGCAGUCGUGUUUUAAUUCAAGUUCCGACGAUGCUUUAGAUGACAAUAUAGACACACUUGACGUUUUGUCAGCGGAUUUAACGGAAGAAGACAAUACAUAUAAUUUUGAAAAAAAUGAAGAACAUCAAAAUGACGAAGAAGAAGAAGAAGAAGAAGAAGAAAUGCAUGAAGACGAGAGCGAUGAUGAUUAA